ACAAGCAACACAUUCUCAAUGUACGAGCCAUCGAUGUAUCCAACUCAAGGAUAUCUACAGUUCAACGACGGUCACAUUUACAACAUGGCUUGUCUUUCAUUGAGUGAAUUUACUCAAAACACAAGCAACACAUUCUCAAUGUACGAGCCAUCGAUGUAUCCAACUCAAGGAAAUCUACAGUUCAACGACGGUCAGAUUUACAACAUGGCUCAAGGUUUUAUCAAUCCAUAUAUGACUAUAGAGCCACAGUGGAUGGAUGCGCAACAACAGCUUCACCUCAACGAUGGUUGUGUCAUUCAUGAUUCAUAUGACAAUGCAACUUUUAUAUCGCCCACGGUACCAUCAACAGUUGAUUCUCAUCAUCAGGACACUUUCAACAAUGCAUUUCUUUUCUCAACGACACCGCCAUCAAUACCAGCACAUGUUCCACACCCUACGUACAGUUCAUAUCCUCCAUACAAUACUCUUGAAGUUGUUGAAGCCCAGCUCAAUGCAUUACAAGAAUCAAGGGAGAACCAAACUCAAGAAACACUUCCUCGUGAAACCAACUUAUCGUCUUCGGUCACAAGGGAUGAGGUAGACCCAGUGGAUAAGUAUAUUGAUUGGGCUAAGGUUGAAGAAAGGGAUAUUGAUGAACUUGAUCCAGUUGAAGUUCUCGAAGCUUUAGGUUUUGGAGUAAGUCCUUAACCUUGAUCAUAUAUAUACUGUAAUAUUAUUUGGUACGUACUCGUGUGUUAUUCUGUAUAGUCGUAUAGAACAUCGUAUGUUUGUAUUCGUAGUCUUUGUUGAAUGAUAUUAAUAUACUGCAGCCUUACACGCUACAGAGUAAC
Molecule: messenger RNA, 830 nt
Organism: Camelina sativa (false flax)
Lineage: Eukaryota; Viridiplantae; Streptophyta; Magnoliopsida; Brassicales; Brassicaceae
Molecular function (GO): DNA-binding transcription factor activity; DNA binding
Source: RefSeq, a predicted model, not a curated record